GGCCUGUGGUCUUGGGGUGUGGACCCCGAGUGUAUCAGUGAUCUCAAAUACACGGGAAGGAUAGCCGGUAUCGGCGUCGGCGUCAUACUGCCCAUCAUUAUAGUGAUUAUACUAGUGAUCGGGUGUUUCGUGUACUCCCGACGUAAUGGAAAGGAGCACUACACUGGAGAGCCCGGAAUACAACAGCCGUUUAUAGAGUAUUCAAACGCCAAAAAGGAAAAUGAAAGUAUGCCGGGAAAUGGCGGUGGAAAGGCUAUCAAAGAGAUCGAGACGUCGGCGCGGGAGGCCGAGUGUUAAAUAGACUUAAUUAGCAUACAAUCAAAUAAACUACAAACUAAUAAUCAUUUUUCUAAUCGAUACAUUAAACUUGAAUUCAUGUCAUCAAAAAACUUGCCAUUGAUUCCUAUAUAUAUUUGUUAUUGUAUUCAAACAUAUUAUUGUCAUUUACUUUGCUUUUACCUCGAUGAGACAUUUAUUUUUUCGAUACUAUUUUCAAAUUGAAAUGUUUUUAAUAAAAUGAAAUUUAAUAUAGUAAAAAAUGUAUUUAUGAUUAUUUCUACC
Messenger RNA from Oppiella nova, 561 nucleotides. Lineage: Eukaryota; Metazoa; Arthropoda; Arachnida; Sarcoptiformes; Oppiidae. The record is from the annotation of a GenBank genome assembly.